CGUAUGUUUUUUUUUCAUGUUUUUUUUUUCCUGCCAAUCAGCUGAUUGACAAUUGACAUUUGUCAAAUGGAAUACUGAUGUUGUUGUUGUUGUUUUUACUUUCAUUAUCAGUAAUUCAAAAAUAAAUCGAAAUAGUUUGUAAAUAUAGUUUGAAAAUUACUAAAGAAGAACUGAGAUACAAUGAAAAUAAAUGAAAAAAAUAUGGUAGCAUUUGCAACAUCAGCAACUCCAGUUGAUCGUGAAGGUUGGUUAAAUAAACGUGGUGAAGUUAAUCGUGGAUAUCAAAGACGAUGGUUUGUUUUAAAAGGAAAUAUAUUAUUUUAUUUUGAUCGACGUGGUGAUAAAGAGCCAGUUGGUAUGAUUGUUCUUGAAGGUUGUACAAUUGAACUUGCUGAAGAUGAACAACAAUUUGCUUUUAAAAUUGUAUUUCAUGGACCAAAUAAUAGAAGUUAUGCACUUGGUGCUGAAUCACAGGAAUCAAUGGAGCAAUGGAUGAAAGCACUGGCAUGUGCAAGCUAUGAUUAUAUGAAAUUAAUGGUUGCUGAACUACAAAGACAGCUUGAUGUUGCUGAAGAAGAAAGUACCCAAACACCAGAAAUAGUUGAAAUAAGUGAUAUACCAAAAGCACCACCACGUACACGUCAUAAUCCAUUUAAUAAAACACCAUCUGUUAAAAUUGAAAAUAUACCUAGAACACGUAUUACAUUUAAAGAACUUCAUACAACAUAUGGAAGACGUAUUCUUGCUGAUAUUAAUGAAUGGAAAUAUGCUAAAAAAAAUUCUGAACUACCACUCAUAACAUUUUAAAUAUUACUAGUCAUUGUAAACAAAAAAAAUUUCAAUCUUUUAGUAUUUUAUUUAUAAUUUAUUUACCAUACUGAUAUGAUAAAAAGAGUGAAAUUGAUUCAUUAUGUACAUAUAUUUAACAAGAAAAAAAAAAAAAAGUAUAAUAAAUUAUUUUCAACUUUAAAUUUUUAAAAAUAAAAUUCUAUAUAAUUCAAUGAUUAAAUUAAAAACCUGAGAAAAAACUC
Aphidius gifuensis is the source of this 1031-nucleotide messenger RNA. RefSeq names its product sesquipedalian-1-like. Gene Ontology annotation, biological process: endosome organization; retrograde transport, endosome to Golgi; receptor recycling. Lineage: Eukaryota; Metazoa; Arthropoda; Insecta; Hymenoptera; Braconidae. The transcript is spliced from 2 exons. Gene Ontology annotation, cellular component: trans-Golgi network; recycling endosome; early endosome. The record is from RefSeq and is a predicted model, not a curated record. The coding region runs from base 181 to 807 and encodes 208 amino acids.